GAGAAGGAGAGCGAUGUUAUUUCGGGCUUGCAAGCAGGUCAUCGAGUGUGCGUUGCCGGGCGUCCACGUCACGUGGCCCUGACGACCAAUCAGAGGCAGAAGCUGUGCCAUCACGCGAGGAGGCCAAGGCGGGUGACGCGGUGCUCGCCUCGGACAGCGCGGAUAAGGCGGAUCGGCCUUCCCAAGGGUCAGGCGGCGGCAGCAGCAACAGGGGUGCGGCGAGCUACAGCGCCUCCCUUGCCGCAGGCCCCACGCGUCCCUCGUCUCUCGCCACGGAGCCCUCUCCCGCCGCUGCCUCCGCGCCUGCUGCGGGGGCUGCAGGAGCAGCGCGCGGGGACGAUGGUGCAGGAGGGGGGACAGAGAAGGCAGAGGAGGCGGGGGAGGAGGGGGAAGAUGGGGAGGAAGGGCGGGAAGGGGAGGUGCGUCGCACGUUGUGGUUUCCGUUGAACCUGGUGGCGGCGGCGGCGGCGGCGGCGGUGGCGCAGAGCAGGGUGGCGCGCAUGGUGGCGGCGUGGCCCCUGUGGCAGCAGAGGCGGCGGCUGCGCCAGCUGCAGGAGGCGGCGGACAGCAACCCGGAAGACGCGCGCAGACAGGCGGAGUACCUGGCGGAGCUGCUCCGCGCCGAGUCAGUGCCGCGCCCCCUGCGCCCAUGGGCUCCCUGCCUCCCCCUCCCGCUACCUCGCCUCCCCAUUCUGCUGCGCUCCCCUGUCCCCGUCCCAUCCCGUCUUCCCUCCGUCCCAUCCUGUCUUCCCCCCGUCCCAUCCUGUCUUCCCCCCGUCCCAUCCUGUCUUCCCCCCGUCCCAUCCUGUCUUCCGCCCGUCCCAUCCUGUCUUCCUCCCGUCCCAUCCUGUCUUCCCCCCGUCCCAUCCUGUCUUCCCCCCGUCCCAUCCUGUCUUCCCCCCGUCCCGUCCUGUCUUCCCCCCGUCCCAUCCUGUCUUCCCCCCGUCCCAUCCUGUCUUCCCCCCGUCCCAUCCUGUCUUCCCCCCGUCCCAUCCU
This is a messenger RNA of Closterium sp. Naga37s-1, 996 nucleotides long. NCBI's taxonomy places the organism in Eukaryota, Viridiplantae, Streptophyta, Zygnematophyceae, Desmidiales, Closteriaceae. The record is from the annotation of a GenBank genome assembly.